AUGAUUCCUCCAAGCGGCUCUGCCGGAGGCAGCGUGGAUGGGGUGGAAAAGGAGCGUGAACUGAAGGCUAUAGAUCAGCCCCCUUCGCCAGCAUCAUCAAGCGGCCAGGAAUCCAAGCUGCAGAAACUAAAACGAUCACUUUCUUUCAAGACCAAAAGUUUACGGAGUAAAAGCGCCGACAACUUCUUCCAGAGGACGAACCACGACGUCCGGCUGCAGAUGGGCCUGCUGCCCGAAGCGAGGGUCGGUGGCGGCCGAUUCCCAGACCCGGAGGGCAAGGGGACCACCCCCGCCAGGGUCCACCCGCAGCCAGAAGCCACCAAAGUGCACGCGUUCCAAGACCACGUCUUCAAGAAGCCCACUUUCUGUGACGUCUGCAAUCACAUGAUCGUGGGGACCACCACCAAGCACGGACUCCGCUGUAAGGCCUGCAAGAUGAGCGUCCACCACAAGUGUACUGAGGGGCUCAGCCAGCAACGCUGUAUGGGCAAAUUGCCAAAGGGGUUUCGACGUUACUACAGCUCCCCCUUGCUCAUUCAUGAACAGUUUGGCUGUAUCAAGGAAGUGAUGCCCAUUGCCUGUGGCAACAAGGUGGAUCCCGUCUAUGAAACCCUCCGAUUUGGAACCUCGCUCGCCCAGAAGACCAAGAGGGGCAGUUCUGGAACAGGAUCCGACUCACCCAACAGAAACUCUACAUCAGACCUGGUGGAGGUUCCUGAGGAAGUGGAUGGUCUAGAGAGCGUUUUUGAUGCCAGAAAGCGGAGCAACAGUGUGUUCACCUAUUCUGAAAAUGGCACAGAUGAUUUCAAAGAAGAAUUGAAGGGCACAAACUGCCAGGUUGCCAAGAGGAGGCUGGUGAUCCCAGCCAAAGGUGAAAAGAAACGCCCACUCCAAAGAUUCGUGACUUUCUUUAAGGGAUCUCUGUGCAAAGACCCAUUCCAGGUGAACACCUAUGUGGCCUUGUACAAAUUUGUACCACAAGAGAGUGAAGACUUGGAAAUGAGGCCAGGAGACAUGAUCACUCUUCUGGAAGACUCCAGCGAAGACUGGUGGAAGGGGAUGAUCCAAGACCGGAUCGGCUAUUUCCCAGCCAACUUUGUUCAAAAGGUGCAGCAAGAUGAGAAGGUCUUCAGGUGUGUCCGAACAUUUACUGGCUGCAAGGAGCAAGGGCAGAUAACGCUGAAAGAGAACCAGAUCUGCGUGACAUCCGAAGAGGAGAGCGACGGCUUCAUCAGAGUUUCUAGUGGAAAGAAGAGAGGCUUGGUCCCUUUGGAUGUCUUGGAAAACAUCUGAUUUCCAACCCUUCGGAGCUCCAUGGAAAGCAAGGUUUGCCAGCAACGUUCAACAGCCCUGUUUGCACCGUGCCCACCCUCACGGACCCUGGGGGGGGGGGACAGCGACGCCUGCCUCCACCCCCCACCCCAAUUUGACUGAUGAGUACCCGAAGCCACGAGGUUGGUGCCUUUGUCUUCACCGGGCGAUCCAUGAGCGAGAAAAACCAUCUACGUGGGAACAGCUCCUGGACUAGCGGAGCCAGUGUGGAGACUUAAACCUCCCGGUUACUCUGAAGGAGACUGCUCAAGCCCAUGAGGGCAGCAAGAUCAGCCGGAUGCAGCGUAUGCCAAGGCCUGGCAUCCUCUCCAGCCCCUGUCAGAGGCUGGUAGGGUCACGUAACUCCGGCCUUCCACUUCCACCCACAAUGUCAGUAGACUGGGCUCAGAGUUUCUCACUGCUGCUAAGCCUGGUCUCGAGGCUGGAGAAGGGUAUAUUGGCAGGGUCAGGGGUCGCUGGAGCUUGGGCUCCAGGACUGCCCGCUUUUCUCAUUUCCGCAGGCCUUUCUCGCUCCCUGAGUUUGGCUCACAGGGCGCGGUAGCAGACUAAUUUAGAAAAGCCGCCUGCCUGAAGAGACCCAACUUUCCACUCUGCCUGGUUCAGAGGAAGCGAAGGCGAGGGCGAGAUUGGGAAGGGAGUCGGUUCAGGUGGACGUGCCUCUCCACUCCGUAUAGAUGGGUUUUGCCUCGGGUUUCAGUCGCGUGGGUCUCAGAGCGUUGGCUCCCCAGAGUUCUGAGGGGCAAGGGGAUGGAGCCGUUGCUUGAGGUGGGCUUGACCACCCCCUCACUAUGUCUAGCUUAAGCCCACCAACUCAGUUUCCCAUAACCAUGGCCCCCAUUUCCAAGGCAAACAAAUAGCUGUCUUUGGUCGGACUACGUCUCCCAAACUGGGAAAUAGAAGAAGGAAAUUAAAGGCCGAGUUAUAAACCAUGCUCCAAAGCAACCAAAAUGGAGGAAUCCGGACGUUUUCUUCAGUAUCCACCAACGUGGGAAAGCAGAGAGGUUCCCUCACACCUCUCAGACGACCAAGGAAAAAUCCUGUCAUCCGCCCGGUCUCACCUAAGGAAAUGGGUGUGACCCUGCUCUUAUGCUAUUGUUUACAUGAAUGCAGCAUACUAUGAUGCCAUCUUCUCUCAAGUCUCAUCCCUGUAUUCCAACUUGCAAUAUCUAGUCAGAGGAUAACGGAGUCAAGAGCCACUCUCCACAGCCUAGAACCGACUUCAGUUAGAUUUAUUUUGAUACAAAGCAAUAAAGGAACUGAAGCGAUUGGGGAAAGACCUGAGUAGAUUCUGUCCCACUUCUAUCAGCUUUGCUUUUCAUCAUC
This is a messenger RNA of Tachyglossus aculeatus (Australian echidna), 2655 nucleotides long. It is a transcript of the gene STAC, whose product is annotated as SH3 and cysteine rich domain. The transcript has 12 exons. Gene Ontology annotation, biological process: skeletal muscle contraction; positive regulation of voltage-gated calcium channel activity; positive regulation of protein localization to plasma membrane. Gene Ontology annotation, molecular function: transmembrane transporter binding. The coding region runs from base 1 to 1293 and encodes 430 amino acids. NCBI's taxonomy places the organism in Eukaryota, Metazoa, Chordata, Mammalia, Monotremata, Tachyglossidae. Gene Ontology annotation, cellular component: extrinsic component of cytoplasmic side of plasma membrane. The record is from RefSeq and is a predicted model, not a curated record.